UUCUAUUGCAUGUAAUAAUUAUUUUUUCUACGUUAUUAAGUCGUUACUUUACGCUUUAUCUGUAAUCGUUCUUUCAAAUAAGUAGAUUUGACGUCAUGACUCGCUCGUGCGAUUAUGCAAAGUAGAUGUGCAAGUUGCUCGUUGUAUUAGAUUGUGAGAUUCAUUAUCACGUUCAUUACCAAGAUCUGAAAAUGGAAUAUACUUUUUGGGACUUACCGAACGUGGAGCUAUUAGUUUGUUUCAGAAAAAAGGAAUUUUACGUUCUGAACGUAUUUGCAAGAAUAAGCAUUCAAUGAGUGUAUUUUUCUGAAACAGAAGUUCCGAAAUGGAGAUGCCAUGUCAGGACGUGUCGACAGAAAAAGGGCAUUAGGAGAGAUAUCUGGUUUUUCGGGUCACGUAUAUCCUUCUUUGAUACUUUGCGUUUUAUAUACAUUUGGUCACUGGAACUUUCUUCGUUGGAAUUUUGUAAAAUGCAAGUAGGACUUGACUUUUCUACAACUAUCAAUUGGAACAGUUAGAUAAUGGAGGUCUGCGCCCAUUCUUUGAUGACUCGUUGUGACGGAAAGAUAAGCGGUGUUGACAAGAUAGUUGAAAUAGAAGAAACGAUGUAUACAAGACGGAAGUACAAUGUUGAUCGUGUUUUACCCCAACAAUGGGUGUUUGGUGGACUAUAUCGAGAGACAAAGGAAUCUUUCCUUGUUCCAGUGCCAGAUCGUUCGGCAGAAACGUUAUUGAAGGAAGUGUAAAAUCACGUUCACGAAGGAACAACCAUAUUUUCGGAUUGUUGGAAAGGCUAUAGUACCAAAGAAUUACAAGAAGCAGGAUAUUUUCAUUAUCAAGUGAAUCACAAAUUAAACUUUGUCGAUGCGGAUACCGGAUGUCAUACUCAGAACAUAGAGAGGUUAUGGGAAAAUUGUAAAUGGAGAAACAAGGUACAAAGAGGUACUUCUCGUAAUUAUCUCAACUCGUAUCUAAUCGAGUUUGUGGAGAAAAGAGAACAGUAAAAACGAAGCAUUUUCAGCAAUCUUACAAGACACUGCGAAAUUCAUGCAACCGAAAUGAUAAACUACUAAUGUAAAAACUAAUUUUCAUCUUGAAAAUACAGAAAACGGAAACUAAUAAAGGAGAAGAAGAACGAAAUAGAAUCCUGCAAGAAUGAAAUCCAUUAUUCACUCUUAAGAAUUUUUGUAUUUUACAGGCUUGAACGUUGCGAAUUCCUCUUUUUAUGAAGGAAGUAUUUUUUUUUUAAAUUCAAUACAGUAUUCGUUUUAUUCGAAUUUAACAUAUUAUGCAAUUAUAUGUUUACCAGUACGAAUGAACAGGAUUACGAAUAAAAAACAUUCUUAUGUUAAAGUCAAAUUAAAUUAAAUUUUAUAAAAUUUAUUUCAUGUUUGUUGUUAUUUUCUUGCAGUUGUUCUUUGGAUGAAACACAAAGAUUAGAAGAAAAUAUUUUCCAAGAUUAAAGAAAAAAAUUGUAUAUUAAUUACUUACAUCGAUGCUUUUCAUUGCAAUAUAUAAUUGAAGGAGCAGGAGAGAGAGCUAUUUUAAGGAAUAAGGAUCAAUGGAAAAGCAUGAAGAUAUAAAAGCACUUUUAAAAUGUUUUACAGGAAUUGUUUACUUUAAUAUGUCAGCCUUGAUUAGUUGUGUUUGAAAAUAAUAUUAGUAAUAUGAUAUAUUUAUACUCGAACUUUGUCAUCAGUAAAAUUAGUUUUUUGGUUUGAUACAGAAAUGUGCUUUUCGAUAUAAAAAUUUUAUUUUUAGUUAAAUAUUAUUACUGGUUCUUUAUUGCUUCUAUUGAAGAAAAUUAAUUUAUUACACACAAAUAAAAUAUUAUUUAAAAUAAUUUUUUUAAUUGCAGAUAAAAGGAACCGAAAGAAAUUUUCAUGUAAACACUAUAAGAAGAAUUUCAAAACGAAACAACAGUUGAAAACUCAUGAAAGAAUGCAUACAGGAGAAAAGCCUUACACUUGUGACGAAUGUAAACAGAAGUUUACACAAAGGGGAAACUUAAUUACACACCUUCGGACCCAUACAGGAGAAAAGCCGUACAUUUGUGAUGAAUGUAAACAGAAGUUUACACAAAAGGCGCACUUAAUUACACACCUUAGGACCCAUACAGGAGAAAAGCCUUACACUUGUGACGAAUGUAAACAGAAGUUUACACACAAGGGAAACUUAAUUAAACACCGUCGGACCCAUACGGGAGAAAAGCCUUACAUUUGUGAUGAAUGUGAACAAAAGUUUACACAAAAGGAGCACUUAAUUACACACCUUAGGACCCAUACAGGAGAAAAGCCUUACACUUGUGAUGAAUGUAAACAGAAGUUUACACACAGGACAACCUUAAUUACACAUCUUAGGACCCAUACGAGAGAAAAGCCUUACACUUGUGACGAGUGUAAACAGAAGUUUACACAAAGGGGAAACUUAAUUAAACACCUUCUGACCCAUACAGGAGAAAAGCCUUACACUUGUGACGAGUGUAAACAGAAGUUUACACAAAGAGGAAACUUAAUUAAACACCUUCGGACCCAUACAGGAGAAAAGCCUUAUAUUUGUGAUGAAUGUAAACGGAAGUUUACACGAAGGGACAACUUAAUUAAACACAUUCAGACCCAUACAGGAAAAAAGCCUUACUCUUCUGAUGAGUGUAAAUAGAAGUUUACACGAAAGGAUAGCUUAAUUAAACACCUUCGAAUCCAUUCCGGAGAAAAACAUUAUGAAUGUCAAUUAUGUUCAGAGAAAUUCAUUUGAAACAUAGUCUUGAAAAAACAUUACAAUAUUCAUACUCAGAUGUAAUUUCCUUCAAAUAUAAUCCUAUAACAAAACUAUUUUGUUGAUCGACAGAACUCUGUAUUUAUUAUCACACGAGGUGUUAACAAAAUUUAAAGAUUUCGAAUAUGCUGAAAUUAUCUGUUUGCAAAUUUUUGCUCGAAUACACCGAACAGUGUUUAUGUAUAAGUUUGUUGGAAACACGCUUUUAUCUUAAUGAAUUUCAUUAUCAUAACUUCAUAUCAAUUCCCGAAUUGUUAGUAUGUAAUUAAAAUGUUAUGUAAAACGUUCUCGAAUAAAGAAUUGUUCCAUCGACACUUGUCCGUAUUAAUUUAUUCGAUCUAAUUACGACAAUGCAUAUUUCGGUCUGAUCCUUAAUACAGGAAAUUUUUGUUAGUUCGUAACUGUACUUUUGUUUCGGCUGUGGAUAUAAUAAGAUUCACAUGUUAAGGAAUUCGGUUAGUUCGAAAUUCGAA
Messenger RNA from Centruroides sculpturatus (bark scorpion), 3248 nucleotides. RefSeq names its product gastrula zinc finger protein XlCGF57.1-like. Lineage: Eukaryota; Metazoa; Arthropoda; Arachnida; Scorpiones; Buthidae. Gene Ontology annotation, cellular component: nucleus. Bases 1942 to 2658 code for a protein of 238 amino acids. The record is from RefSeq and is a predicted model, not a curated record. Gene Ontology annotation, biological process: regulation of transcription by RNA polymerase II. The transcript is spliced from 2 exons. Gene Ontology annotation, molecular function: RNA polymerase II cis-regulatory region sequence-specific DNA binding; DNA-binding transcription activator activity, RNA polymerase II-specific.